CCGAAUAUAUCUUGUGAUCUUAAUGUAAUGAAUGAUCUCUAUGCUUCAACACCUCGGAAGGAAGACUGACGAUGGUCUGGUUGCCAUGCCCAAAUGCUGGUGUCUAAAUCCCGUCCCGAGUCUAGACAACCAAUCAUUCUUUCUUUCUUCCAAUGUAACAUUGGCAUUGCUUUAAUAAUUAAUAUUUCCGAAGGUUAUACUAUCCCCGCUCUCGUAAAUACAAAGCCGGCAUAUCUGCAUUACCACAAAGUGAAAGUGUAUUCUAAAUUAGUCUAUUGAAUAAUACUCGGACUAAAUACUGCUUCAUGCAUUUUGCGGUUUCUCAAAACCACAACACCACAGGUACUUGGCUUGUGUGUAUGUUUCAAAAUGCUGUGUAUCGUUUAAAAUCACUAUCCCGAAGUUAAACGCUUUAUCAGUUUAAAUUCUUCUCAAUUUGCAAAAGAGAAAUGUAAAAAUGAGGUCCGUAUACGCUUUGUGUGUUUUCUCAUCGCUUGUCGCAAGCGUGGCAGGUAAUAAUAUUCCACCAAUAUUUGAUGAAAGUGAAUACUUCGUUUACAGUUUAAAAGAGAAAGCUGCAAUCAAUACACCGGUAGUGAACGUGUCUGCAACCGAUAAAGACAAUGAUACAAUGACCUACAUGCUUGGUGGUCAAGAUGGAUCGAAAUUUUGGAUUAACAACAGAACUGGGGAGGUGUUUGUAAACGCCUCGCUCACAAAGAAGGAAUUUCCACUCAGGUUAAGUUUUGAAGUUUUCGUAUAUGAUGAUGUUAACGGUCCUGGACACAAGACUUCCGCCAAUGUUUAUGUGUAUCUUGUUGAUAUCAACGAUAACACGCCACGCUUCAUCAACGAGCCGUAUGAAAAAGAAGUCCCCGAGAAUACAAAUAUUGGAGACAUCAUUUUUCAAGUCAAAGCCGUUGAUGAUGAUUCAGGGGAAUUCGCUCUCAUCUCGUACAAGAUCAUCUCAGGAAACAAAGAUAGGAAAUUUGCCAUAGCUACCUACACAGGGCAUAUUACUGUUCUGGGCACUUUAAGUUUUGAUGAAAAGACUCAAUAUAUUCUCAACAUCACUGCCACGGAUGGUGGAGGCAGACUUGACAAUGCCUCGGUAACUAUCAAGAUUCGUGACGUCGACAAUCUUCCAGCAAAGUUUGAUGCAAGAACAUAUCUUGCCUCCGUCCGUGAAGACGCAGAAAAGGGAUUUCCAGUCAUUCAAGUUUCUGCUCGUGACGGAGAUUCGCUCAAUGCAUCUGUUGAGUAUCUCAUUGAUCCAGAUUCCAACAGAAAUAAGUUAUUCACAGUGGAUAACGCGACUGGUUGGAUCAAGGUGAACGGGUCUCUUGAUAGGGAGAAGACGUCCUCGUAUCCUCUAAGGAUUGGAGCAAAGUCUACGUAUCAUUCUCCGGUGUAUAUAACCAUCACCAUCCAAGUUUUGGACGUAAACGACAACAAACCAAAGUUUGACAAGAACGUGUAUGAAGCAUUUGUACCCGAGAAUUCUCCCGUGGAACUAACUGUGCUACAAGUCACCGCCACCGACGCUGAUAUUGGAGAAAACGCUACAAUACAAUACAUUCUCAUCGGGGCAAAUGAUAAAUUUGAUAUUCGAAGCUCAGGACAGAUUGUUGUCAAAGACAACAUAGAUCGUGAAAAGAAGAACCAGUAUAUUUUUGUGGUUACAGCCCAAGAGACGUUAACACCAGAACGAUACGAAAGCAACGCAACGGUCAUCAUUAAUAUCACUGAUGUCAACGACCAUAAUCCCACUUGUUCGAAACCAAUUUACAACGUUAUCGUUGACGAAAACCAACCCAAUGGGACACAUGUGGCACAGAUCAUUGGCGUUGAUUCUGACGCUGGCAAGAAUGCGGAGAUACGAUAUUCUAUGGAUUCCGAACUUGAUUAUUUCUCGUUAGACCCAGUGAGUGGAAACAUCACAACAUUGAAAUCUCUGGAUCGAGAAACGAAAAGUUUGUUCACGUUGCAAAUAACCUUGAAAGAUCAGGCAACUAUCGAAGAGAAACGGACUGGCUCAUGUUAUGUCCAGGUCACUGUGGCGGACAAGAACGACAACAUUCCGAAAUUUAUUUCGUUGCUGAACGUCACUGCAGUCGCAGAAGAUGCCACCCCCGGGACGGUCGUUGUCACAAUCAAGGCGCUCGAUGAAGAUGUCUCCACAAAUGCUGAAGUCCGAUAUCAGAUUAUGUCUGGUAACAUCAACGAUACUUUUCAUUUGAAUGGCACAAGUGGUGUUUUAACAACAACGAAAAGUUUGGAUCGAGAGACGAUUUCUCAAUAUAACUUGGUCGUAAAUGCCACUGAUAGCGGUGGGAUGUCUCAAACAGACGUAGUUAUUAUCACGAUAGCAGACCGUAAUGACAAUCCGCCUAAAUUCCAUAACCCAGAAGGCUACAGUUUUUCUGUUGAUGAGAACAGCGCCGCGUUAUUGGUUGGCAUCGUUCAGGCCUCUGAUGAUGAUGUUGGCAAAAAUGCUGAAAUUGUUUAUUCCAUCGAUCCUUCAACUACCUCUGUCAAUUUUCUAAUCGAACCGUCGACUGGUACCAUAAAGACAGCGGUACCACUGGAUCGGGAGGCUACAGACAGAUACACCCUCACAGUUGUAGCAAAGGAUUCCGGGACGCCAAGUCUGACUACCAAUGUCACAGUGCAUAUCAACGUUUCUGAUGUCAACGACAACGUGCCACAAUUCUCUCAGGAGCAUUACUCCGCCAGUUUGGCUGAGAACGAAGGAAGCUUAGACUUUCUCAACCUUACGGUACUCUACGGCUCUCUUCGUAAAAGCCUUUCUAUCCCUCAAUCACCGCUAUAUUAUAUUUAUAAGCCUCUGUGA
Messenger RNA from Dendronephthya gigantea, 2854 nucleotides. RefSeq names its product cadherin EGF LAG seven-pass G-type receptor 1-like. Gene Ontology annotation, cellular component: plasma membrane. The record is from RefSeq and is a predicted model, not a curated record. Gene Ontology annotation, biological process: homophilic cell-cell adhesion. Gene Ontology annotation, molecular function: calcium ion binding. Lineage: Eukaryota; Metazoa; Cnidaria; Anthozoa; Malacalcyonacea; Nephtheidae. The transcript has 18 exons. Bases 458 to 2854 code for a protein of 798 amino acids.